Molecule: messenger RNA, 476 nt
Organism: Teleopsis dalmanni
Lineage: Eukaryota; Metazoa; Arthropoda; Insecta; Diptera; Diopsidae
Exons: 2
Coding region: 61-372 (103 amino acids)
Source: RefSeq, a predicted model, not a curated record
AAAAAUUUUUGCCAGAAAUUCAGUUGAUGCCGAUUGCUACGUUAAUAGAAGUGGAAUAAGAUGAAGUUUUUGCUAUACGGUAUAAUUUUAUUUCUUUUUUUAUCAGAAACAGUUAAUGGUGAUUGGUAUGUAAAAGAUUAUUCUGAUCCAAAACAUCCAGGUAAAUGCGUAAUUGAAGGUCACAUAUUGUCCCCUGGACAAAAAAUUCAACCGCUAUUCGAAUGUAAAGAAUACGCAUGCUAUGAUGAAGAUGGACUUGGAGAUAUAACCGGUUGUGGUCCAGUUAAUGUGCCAUCAAAUUGUAAAAUGGAUGACUAUGAUUACAGUCAACCUCAUCCCAAAUGUUGUCACAGGGACGUAAGAUGUGGUUAAAUGUAUACGCGAUUCAAAUGAGUUGUGAAUAGAGUUGACAAAAAAAAAUGAAUUAUAUUUAUUUAAAUACUCCAAAUAAAUUUAAAUUGAAUUUAAAACUUAAA